This is a messenger RNA of Podarcis raffonei (Aeolian wall lizard), 1323 nucleotides long. Its product is annotated as arylacetamide deacetylase-like 4. Gene Ontology annotation, molecular function: carboxylic ester hydrolase activity. The coding region runs from base 34 to 1263 and encodes 409 amino acids. Gene Ontology annotation, cellular component: membrane. The record is from RefSeq and is a predicted model, not a curated record. Lineage: Eukaryota; Metazoa; Chordata; Lepidosauria; Squamata; Lacertidae. The transcript has 4 exons.
GUCCUUGUCUCUGUGCCUCUGAGUUUAAGGGAAAUGGCAUUUGGUGAAACUCUGUGGAUGCUGAUAUUAUAUAUGACCAUUUUCAUUCACUCCUUGCUGUUUGCAUGGGGAGCUUAUUAUCGUCUUACUAGGACCCACCUGCCUCGAGGAAUGAACUGCCGUGCAUUAGUACUACUCGGUGAUUUUUCACUGGGAUAUGUCAUGAUACUGGUCAGACUUGUGGAAAAACUGGGCAUCUGCCAUAGAUAUUCCAUUAUGAGGUCCAUGGGCCGGUUAACACCAUUAAUGAAGGACUCAGACUUGAUAAUAAAAGACCUGGUUUUCGAUGGGGUGCCGGUGAGGGUGUUCUGGCCCAGGACACUUGCUGGGAACAGGAAAGGAAUCAUCUUCAUUCAUCCAGGUGUUGGACUAUUUGGAAGCGUCCGAGUCUCUGAAAGGGCCUGCUGUUCCUUUGCCAAACAAUCUGAUUCAGUGGUUGUAAGUGUUGAGUUUCGUUUAGCUCCUGAGCAUCCCUAUCCAGUCCCUGUACUGGACUGUUUAACUGCUGUAAUACACUUUCUGAAGAAUGCAAAGGAAUACGGAGUGGACCCCAACUGCAUUGCCAUUGUUGGGGAGAGUAGUGGAGGCACAUAUGCUGCAGCCAUUUGUCAAGAACUGGUGACCAGAGAGGACCUCCCAAGAAUGCGAGCUCAGGUCCUCAUUUACCCAUUCCUCCAAGGAAUGGACUUCAAUUUGCCAUCCCAUCAACAAAACCAUUCAGUUCCUCCCUUGUUCCGGAAAAGAGCUGUCAUACUUGGUUUGACAUAUCUCACUGGGAAGACAAUGAAUGUAGAUGGAGUUCUGAAAGGUGCCCAUGUCCCUCCUGAUUUGAGAGAGAAAUACCAAAAAUGGAUAAGUGCUGAUUACAUUCCAGAAGAAUUUAAAGCUAGGGGCUAUGUUCCUGUAGAACCUGCUCCAUUUUCAGAAGAACUUUAUGAACAAGUUAAAAGAGGUAAUGAGACAAUGUUUUGCCCCCUUGUAGCAGAGGAUGACAUAAUCCGCCAGCUCCCAGAGACUUUCAUUCUAACCUGUGAAUAUGAUGUUCUCCGGGAUGAUGGGCUGUUGUACAAGAAGCGCCUAGAGGACAAUGGUGUGCCAGUGACAUAUCACCAUCUUCCAGAUGGAUUACAUGGAAUAUUGGGCCUUGUUGGUUUGGGGCCACUUGAAUUCCCGAGCACACAGAAAUGUAUGCAGCAUGUAGUAGAGUUCUUAAAAUGUUUAUAGAAAUGGCAGUCUUCCACUUCUGUGGAGGGAAAUUUUGUUCCUCAUUGUGCCAAUCCUAAA